AUGAUGAAAAACUUUACUGUUUUUGAAAAAUUGGGAGAAGGGUCUUUCUCAACAGUGUUAAGAGUAAAACGGUAAUCUGAUCAAUAAGAAUAUGCCAUGAAAAAAGUGAGGAUGGGAUAAUUGAAGGAGAAGGAGAAAGAGAAUUCUCUUAACGAGAUUCGUAUUCUGGCCAGCAUUUCGCAUCCGAAUAUAAUUGCUUAUAAGGAAGCAUUCUAUGAUGAGCAAUCUCAAAGUUUGUGCGUAGUAAUGGAGUAUGCUGAUAAGGGUGAUUUGUAAUAGCUGAUCUAGUAACAUAUUCAUUAGAAGUAAUUUAUCUAGGAAGCUGAGAUAUGGAAAAUGAUUUACUAAAUGGCAAUUGGUAUUUAUGUGAUUCAAUUCUUAGCAUUGCGAACGUUACAUCAAAUGAAAAUUUUGCAUAGAGAUUUGAAAUCUGCGAAUGUAUUUCUACACUAGGGAAAUUAUAAAUUGGGAGACAUGAAUGUAUCUAAGGUGGCUAAAAAGGAUUUGGUUUACACUCAAACUGGAACUCCCUAUUAUGCAAGUCCUGAAGUAUGGAGAGAUUAGCCAUAUGAUGCUAAAAGUGAUAUUUGGAGUUUGGGAUGUGUUGCAUAUGAAAUGGCAGCCCUUAAACCACCAUUCAGAGCUUAAAACAUGGAAGGAUUAUAUAAAAAAGUAUAGCGAGGUUUAUACGAAAGAAUACCGCCUAAAUUUAGUGGUGAGUUAAUGACUGUAAUAGGAUUAUGCUUGCAGGUACAAAGCAAAUAAAGACCCACUUGUGCUUAAUUGCUUAACAACCCUAUUUUAUUGAGAAAUGCCAGAUAAUUUAUUAUAGAAAGUAGAGUUUCAUAACAGACGUAGUCUUCUCAAGCAGGUUCAAACAUACUCUUAUAAACUAUAAAGUUACCAAAGAAUUUAAAACAUUUGAAAGAGAAAUUACCAAAAUCAAAAUACCUAAUAGAAAGUGUCAAUAAAUCCUAUGAUGAGACAUAAGCCAAUAGUUCAUUCUUGCCAAAGAUUAACAACACUAAAGAAAUCAGACCUAAUGGUUCGGUUCCACCCAUCAAGAGUGAUAGAAAUCAAUAAUAGCAGCAUCAACAGAAUUCUUUACAUGAAGAACGAUCUAAGUCGAUUGUCAAUUCAGUCCAAUUGUUGGAAAUGGAGAGAGUUAGAUAAAAGAGACUAUUAGAAAAGUAGCAGAACUUAAAGAUCAGCAUCAUUCAUUAGAAUGCCAUUCCAUAUAUAAACAGUUCGUCGUCUUAAAUCCAAAAUUUAUAUGCCAACAAACAACACAAUACAAGAGAUUCUCAAAAAUAAUAUGUAGAAGCACCAAAACCUAUAUGGUGGGGAUGAUCAUUAAUGUAAUUAUUGUGUAGUUUCUCUUUAUAAUUAUAAUAAAA
Paramecium tetraurelia is the source of this 1397-nucleotide messenger RNA. RefSeq lists its product as uncharacterized. Lineage: Eukaryota; Ciliophora; Oligohymenophorea; Peniculida; Parameciidae. The transcript has 2 exons. The record is from RefSeq and is a predicted model, not a curated record. Gene Ontology annotation, biological process: protein phosphorylation. Gene Ontology annotation, molecular function: protein kinase activity; ATP binding.